UCUCUUAUCUCUUCAUAUCUUCCUCUCAUUCCUACUACACUGCUACACUCCCACAGUACUAUCCUAAGUAGAAGAUGGCCCUGCAAUUGCAGGCACCCUCAACAAGAAGCCAUCUAGCACCGCCAUCUCCAUUAGCAGCUCCGAAGGGCAAUGUCGGCCUACGGCGACCGUGGGAUCGUUUUGCUCUAAAGUCCUCCUUCUUCUCCUCAUCACAUAGCCUAUUGCUGCUUUCUCCUAAGCAACAGCAAAAGUCUCUUGCUUCUUCUGCCGCACCCAAGUUCUCCAUGCGUGUUGCCUCCAAGCAAGCCUAUAUUUGUCGCGAUUGCGGGUAUAUAUACAAUGACAGAACUCCUUUUGAGAAGUUGCCUGACAAGUAUUUCUGCCCUGUCUGUGGUGCUCCCAAACGGAGGUUUAGGGUAUAUCAGCCUCCGGUGACCAAAGAUGCAAACAGCAAAGAUGUCCGAAAGCAACGAAAGGAAGAGUUGCAGAGAGAAGAAGCAAUUGGGAAGGCACUGCCUAUUGCUAUUGUAGUGGGAGUUGUGGCACUUGUUGGAUUAUACUUCUACAUUAACAUCGGCUUUCAGGGCUAGAUAGUUUCAUAGUAGCUGCUAGGCUUUCAGGGAUAGAUAGUUUCAUAGUAGCUGCUACUGUAACAUCAAAUGGAUUGGGCACAAUCAUUUGUAUAAUUUCAUUUGAUACAUAGAACCAUAUCUUUCUCUUCAA
This is a messenger RNA of Prunus dulcis (almond), 723 nucleotides long. RefSeq lists its product as uncharacterized. Gene Ontology annotation, molecular function: iron ion binding. The transcript is spliced from 4 exons. The record is from RefSeq and is a predicted model, not a curated record. NCBI's taxonomy places the organism in Eukaryota, Viridiplantae, Streptophyta, Magnoliopsida, Rosales, Rosaceae. Bases 75 to 590 code for a protein of 171 amino acids.